CACCUCAACCAGGCUGGGGAGAUGGGCCAGGGGCUCUCAUAGCUGACGUUAGAGAGUGCCCUCAGCCCUGGGCCAAAUGUAACCCCGGGGGAUAGAGGGAGGGAGAGUUGGUCUUGGCUAGCAGCAGUAUCAGUAGCAGCGGUGUUCAGCUGGUUGGAAGGGAGAGAGGAUCGGAGAGGAACUCUAGGAGUGAAGACAGGGAGAGAGGGUCGGAGAGGAACUCUAGGAGCGAAGACGGGGAGAGAGGAUCGGAGAGGAACUCUAGGAGUGAAGACAGGGAGAGAGGGUCGGAGAGGAACUCUAGGAGUGAAGACAGGGGGAGAGGGUCGGAGAGGAACUCUAGGAGUGAAGACAGGGGGAGAGGGUCGGAGAGGAACUCUAGGAGCGAAGACAGGGAUAGAGGAUCGGAGAGGAACUCUAGGAGCGAAGACAGGAGUGUGUUGGUGUGUCCCGUAGUGUGGAACGGCCUUGUUGUGGCCAGCGGUGAGCUGGUCUGGUGUUUCCUGUCCAUUCAAGGGCAUUCCAUCUGCUGAGACCUGGACAGGAGAGAGAGCGGAGAGGAGCAACCAGCCACAUAGGCCUCACUGGGUUGGAGAGAGCGAGAGAGAGAGGGACGGGGGAGGAGGGAGAGACACAGAAGGAAGGAGGGUACGGGGAGCCACAUGGUCUCAGUCCCACAGAGAGCUACUCUUCUGGGGACAGUAGACUGACAAGCCACAGUAAUCUGCUACUACCAUGGGGGACUGGAAUCUGUUGGGGAAGUUGUUGGAGAAAGCUCAGGAACACAGCACCGUAGUGGGAAAGGUCUGGCUCACGGUCCUCUUCAUCUUUAGGAUCUUGGUCCUGAGCGCCGCAGCAGAGAAGGUGUGGGGGGACGAGCAGUCGGGGUUCACCUGUGACACCAAGCAGCCUGGAUGUGAGAACGUCUGUUAUGACAUCACCUUCCCCAUCUCUCACGUCCGCUUCUGGGUCCUCCAGAUCAUCUUUGUCUCCACGCCCACUCUCAUUUACCUGGGUCAUAUAUUACACCUGGUGAGGAUGGAGGAGAAACAGAAGCAGAGAGAGAAGGACGCAGAGCGGGCCGGGGAUAAACCACCCUUGCUGGAGACCAAGGCCUGUAAGGCCCCGGUGAGGGACGACAAGGGUAGGGUUCGACUGAAGGGGGAACUGCUCAGGACCUACGUGUUCAACGUCAUCUUCAAGACGCUGUUCGAGGUGGGCUUCAUCGUCAUGCAGUACCUGCUCUACGGCUUCCAGCUGCAGCCCAUGUACACCUGUGACCGCUCGCCCUGCCCCAACACAGUCAACUGUUACAUCUCCCGACCCACAGAGAAAACCAUCUUUAUCAUCUUCAUGCUAGUAGUGGCCAUUUUGUCUCUGUUCCUCAACCUGAUAGAGAUGUACCACCUGGGGUCCACUAAGUGUCGCCAGGGCAUCAAGUACCACCGGGAGGAUCUGAGCUCAGACUCCAAGGAGCCCAGCGAGGUGGACGAGGCAGUACCUUACGCUCCCAGCUACGACCCCUACCACGGAGGCCAGCCAGCCUACCAGGUCCAGUCGGCAUACCCUCCUGUCCCCAGCUACAACAUGUCCCCUCUAUCUGAGGAGACUGACUCCACCUACCAGCCCUACCACAACAAGGCAGCCUACAAGCAGAACAAGGACAACUUGGCGGUGGAGAGGAGUGGCAGCAAGCAGCCGGACGAGGAGGGGGACUUGAAAGGGAAGAAAGGCGGAGGAGAAACGUGGGGGGGAUCGGAGCCAGGUUCCCCAUCUCUAGCCCGGGCUGGACGCACCGCUGCUAAACACGGCAACAACAAGACCAGAAUAGACGAUCUGAAGAUCUGAGAGGGGCUUAGGUUGCUGUGACGAUGUCUCAGGUUCCUGCCGAGGGUCUUAUGUUGCUUGAAAAGCAUUCUUAGGGUUCUGUCCCAAAUGGCACCCUAUUCCCUAUAUAGUGCACUACCUUUGACCGAGGCCUGAGACAGUCCAGGGCUCCGGUCCAAAGUAGAUCACUAUAUAGGGAAUAGGGUGCCAUUUGGGACACAGAUGUGUCCAACAGACCCGAGGUCAUCCUGCCCCCCGGUGGCCUGGUGGCUGGCAGAGCUUUGACUCACUGGGGGGGAAUUGACAUUUGUAAGACACACAAAUAAACUUUGAACGUUACGUUUGUAAAACACGAUCUAUGAAGGACAAAUAAAUUGACUGUUACGUUUGUAAAAGACGAUCUAUGAAGGACAAAUGGGUUUCAUAAUAGAUGACGAACCGCGACGUCUUAAAAACUCUCUUAGAAAAACCUUCUGGUCCUGGUCUCUACGUGGAAUAGAAGGAUUACGUCCAUUAAAUACAACAACUAUUAUAUUGAACAUGUUUGUGCAUUUCAGACUCUGAAGAAUAAGAGGAUAUAUUCGACAUGUAGUUAUUGAACGUGUGUGUUGUGUUACUGACGCUAUAUUGGGGAAAAGGAUGUUAUUUAACAUUUGACCAAGUAAAAACAUGUUUGAAUCAA
Molecule: messenger RNA, 2509 nt
Organism: Salvelinus sp. IW2-2015
Lineage: Eukaryota; Metazoa; Chordata; Actinopteri; Salmoniformes; Salmonidae
Product: gap junction Cx32.2 protein-like
Biological process (GO): cell-cell signaling
Cellular component (GO): connexin complex
Molecular function (GO): gap junction channel activity
Source: RefSeq, a predicted model, not a curated record